AUGAACAACUCUGGUUUAUUAACACAGAAUCCUUAAGAAUAAUUAGAGGAGCGGAUAAAGGCAUUAUCACUCAAUUACAAGGGAAGCAUCAAUGAAACCUAGAUUUUCAAAAUGUUCAUAAGUGAUAAGGAGGAUUAAUUUGCAUAAUGGAAAAAUGCAGAAAGUCAAGUAAAAUCAGUUUGUGGAGCCGAUGUAUAAAGUGGAGAACUGACAUUCUAAUGUUUCACUUGCGCCCCUGAUCCUCAUCAUAUGUACUGCUAGAAGUGCUUUGAUCCAGAUCUACAUCUGAGUAUGAUUUUUAAAUUGAAUAGAUCAUAAAUGCAUCAUUAAGCAUCUGAUUGGCGGCGCUUGUGAUUGUGGUGAUGAAUAAACAAUCAUUCCAUCCGGGUUUUGUUCAAAACAUCAAGGAGUCUCAAAGUUUGAUUAAAACUAGGAGUUAAAAAAAAUUUCAGAUCAACUUAAAAUGAAUAUAGAAAAUUUCAUAAAAGCUUUGUGUAAAAUCUACUUACAACUUAUGAGAAGAAUAAAAUCAGAUCAUGACAUGUAUAAUCCAAAAAUACUAAAACUUUAUCACCUAAGCGAAAAGUGGUUGAUUAUUCCUUUCAAAGAGGUUAUAGAUUCUGAGUAUGAUUUGGAGGAGUACUAUAGAAUCUUCUAGUAAGCCUUAUAUUUGAACUCAAUUCUUGUUAAAAUGUGUUAUUGGUUUACAGAAUCAAGACUGUGUUUCAUAAUUUUGCUUUCCUAGAUCUUUUAGUCCCAAUUGACACCCGAAUCCAAACAGACACUGUUUGAAGAUUUAAUGGAAGUUCAAGUAUAUUUGGAAUUCUUGGGACCAUAGCCAGCCUAAAAAAUAGAAAGUUUAUUAUUUAGGCUUUACGCUGAUUACCAAUUUAAGUAGUUCAUAUAGGUUUGUUACAUAAAGAAAUAUUCGUCAAUGUGGUUACAGACUAAGUAAAAAGUAACUCAGCACGAUAAAUACAUAGAUGAUUAUAUAGUCAAAUUGUCAAGCAUACAAAAUUAGCAGAUUGUUUAAGCACAACAUGAAUACUUAGUGAAAAUGGCUUAGGUAGUGAAAGCCUAUAUUGAAAAAUAUAAAAAAUCAACAGAAAUAACAACUGGUUUGUAUGUCUCUGAAAUCCAUGAAUAGCACACUUAAUAUGUGGCAGAAAAAUUACAAGAAAUAUUCCUAAGUCAUAAAUAUCUCUAAAAUCUCUACGAUUAAAUUAGAGACUUAUUAAAUCUAAUCUACUCCCAUAAACCAAUUGCAACAAUAUCUCAUUUAUCUUAUUCUUUAAUUUUCAAAUUAAGGUACGACUAUAAUUUUUUCUAUAAAUUUGGGUUUUAACAACUGCAACAAGUCCUUGGGGAUUAAUAUUAACAAUUUUUCACGAUUAACAUCAGCAAGGAAACCAUUAAAAAUUUUAAGUAUGAUUAAUUCACAAUAACCUCCUAUUUAAACAUUUAUAAUUCAAUUAAACCUCAACAUUUAGACAUUCCAAAAGAUCAGUUAACUAUUUUGCUAUAAGAUACAUAUGAUGGGUUCUACUUUCUAAUAUGUUAAGGUUAGGCUGUUUAGGUUGUUUAAACAGGAAUUCAGAAACUAUUUGCUUCUUAAUUUAGUACACCAGAAUUUUAAGAGAACCUAACUAAAGUAUUGUUAAUAUAAUCCUAUUAAAUUUUGAAAAAGAAAUGCUAAGGUAUUUCGGUAGAUGAUUAAUUGAAUGAGGCAUAUAAAAAAUACAUUGAGGAUCAAAAUUUGAGUAAAGCUGAAUUGUUUGACAGAUUAGCAAAAAUUUAUUUUUUUUUGAUAAAAAGUAUAAGCGUGGUUGAAAGAGUAUUUACUUUUCUCUUAUCGUAUCUAUAUUGUUUGAAGAUUUUUUCAUCUGGAAAGGAAUUCGAAUCCUACCUACUUGAUAUUUUGGAGGAAGACAAAAAUGAAUUUAAAAAGAUCUUCUAUGAAGUCUUAUCAAAAUGCUUAUAGAUUUAUGUGACAGUAUAGUUUUGUGACAAUCAGUAUUUACAGUAAAUUUAUUUGGGUUUGAAUGAUUAAUAAGAAAUAGGGACUUUUGAAUCUUAUGAUAGUUCAUUUUUGAGAAUUUACUUGUUUUUAUUUGAAAAUGAAGGCUUUUAGGAUUUGAUUCAAAUUAUGAAGAAUCGAAGAGUGCCAAAAGAAUUAGGUAGUGAAAGGAUACUUUGGUAUAUUUAUUUAUUUUAUCAAAUAGUUCUUUGCUAUUAAGAAUUUUUAGUUCUGAUCUUGAUAUGUAUAAUGUUUGCAGCUAAACACUAAAAGAACUACCAAAAGACUUGAAAUUAUCAUUAGCGAAGGCAAUCUAAAAUUUUUACAAUCUUUCAACAUAUCUCUCUUUUACUGAUAUUGAGGCUAAGUUAAAACGCAUGGGCAUUCAAAUUUGUUCUAAUCUUCCAGAUCAUGUCCUAUAAAUUUGUGAAGUUGACCAAGCAUUAAAACAAUUGAAAUUAAAAUCAGAUUACAGAGUUAUUUAUGAACCAGCCAUUUUUUACAUUAAUACUUCUAUUAAUAGUCAGAUUGUUGAAAAAUUAGUAGAAUAGAAUAAAUCAGAAACUGAGAUUCUUUUGGGAAAUGGAAUAUCUUGGGAUGUUGAACUAUUUUCAAAAAACAAUUACAGGACCAUCCUUUACAGCCUUUUGAAGCAUUACUGCUAGAGAGAAUACAUUUAAAAAAAUAUUGAAUUACUAAAAACAGAAGGAUUUGCCUUAAUACAAGCAUAUUAAUUGCUCUAUAUUUAAAUAGUAGCAGCCAACCAUUUUGUGAAAUAAGAAUUUAAAUCAUAUGCUCCUUUCAUAAUUAAUGAACUUGAGUAAAUUCUUAAGGUAACUCAACGAAAAGAUGACAUUCAGAGAAUUUAAGUAUUGAUAGCAGAAAUUGUUAAAUACAUAACUGUUGUUUAACCAGUUGUUCAGAAAUAACCACAAGAUAACAAAGCCAAUUUAUAAAAUAAGAAGAAUCAAUUCAAGGAGAAAUAUAAUAAAUUGCAGAACUCAGAAUUUAUACAAAACAUGCUGGAUAAUAACAAUAUUAAGGAGAACAAGGUUGAAAAUAAUUAAAAAGUAUGCUCAUCCUGUAAAUUACCUUUGAUUUAAGAGGCUAGUGUAGCCUUAAUGUUAUUGAUCAGAAAACCUUAAACUUCCAACUUUUCUAUCAUAUCUAAGGAGGGUUUAGAAUGUUUCAAAAACGCAUAAUAUAAUUUGAUUGAUGUGGGAAUAGCAACAUGUCAACAUUAUUUCCAUUAUGCUUGUUUAAUAGAGAGGUUCGAGAGUGAUUAACAAUAUCGAAGACAAAAUGCUCCUGAUUGGGUUAAGAUUGGAUGUCCAGUUUGUAAAUUGCCUUGCACAAUUACUUUACCAAUAUAAAGGUAGUUGACUUCAAUAGAUGUGGAAUCCUUUAAUUAGGAUCUACAGUUGUUUGUAGCUAAAAAUUUAGUUGAGAAUUUAUUUGAAAAUCAAAUUACUGCAUUAGAGACUCUAUCAGAAACAUAUCUCAACAUUUUCUUUGAUUUGCUGAUUUCCUUAAUCCAUAAUCCAUCAUAGUAUAUAAGGGAUUAAAAAGAUAUAGUGUUCAAUCAUUUACUUUAAAUCUUGCAUGCUACAGAUAUGGAAGCAGCCAAAAAUAAAAUUAUUGAGAAAUUCCAAUUUUAGACAGAAAACAACUUUAUUUUAAAAAUACUUUCUUUAAUUUAACAAUAUGUGAUUGUUGAAAAAGACAUGUAAAGGUUCAAAUUAGAAGCCAUUUGUAGUUGCAUUCAAUACAACAUAUCUAAUGAUAUUAAAAGUUAGAUAGUUUUGUCAUUAGACAUAAAGGAUGAACAAGAGCAAAAAGGCUUAUAAAUCCAAAAACUUUUAAAGAAAUAGGAACAUCCCAAUCAAUAUGCUAUAAUAAAUUAACAAGAAUUGGAAGACUAAUUAAAAAGCAUACUUGGCUCAACAUUUGAAGAGUUUUAUUGUAAAUACUUUACUAAAAAGUGUUUUGCUUGUGGAUUCUACAACAAAGACCAAAAACAUGAAGGAUUUUACGUGUGUUUAUUCUGUUCAAAAACAUUCUGUAUAUAUUCAUGUAAAAAAAACAUGCAAAUGGGUAAUUUAAAUCAGCAUGCAAAUAAGGAGCAUAAUGGAAUCUCUAUUUAUGUUAAUUUGAAAAAUGGGUAUGUAACUUUGUUAUGUUCCCCAAUAUCCAUUCAGUAUUAUAAAUGUUUGUUUUACAAUCAACUGGGGUAAACAAUAGAAAUCGAGAAUCCGAAUUCAGAUUGGAAGUCAUUCCAUUUAGAUGUUUAAAAGGUAAAAGAAAUUUCGCAAAUUAUCAUGAGCAGUUCAUAUUAAGCAAUCAUUAGGAACAUAGAAGUCAGGUAGCACUAAUUGGAUAUGGAGGGAUGGCUUUGAAUUAGUAUG
This is a messenger RNA of Paramecium octaurelia, 4422 nucleotides long. The record is from the annotation of a GenBank genome assembly. Lineage: Eukaryota; Ciliophora; Oligohymenophorea; Peniculida; Parameciidae.